UGUGUAGUCUACUAUCAUGCCCGUAACAUAGAACGUUAAAGAAGAAGAAGACGCAAUGGGCACGUUCGUAGAUUCGCUCUGGCUAUCUACUCCGAUUCCUCCCGUCUGAGUCUGCAGCGAGCCGAAUAACUGAUUAAUUUACGAACGCACCCAACGUAAGAGACUUCCUAUUGCAUAGCAUAUUGGUACUUGUGUACACUGCUAAAUAAUGUAGCUAGGUUUUAGAGCCACCAGCAGUUAUUUUGUGUCAUUUCUUGAAAUUAUAUCGAUACUGCUACACUUCUAUAUGUACAAAACUAAUUGACGGCCUGAAAUUCAACAAACAUCGGUAUGGCGGAGGGUGUCGGUAACGCAGUGAAUCUUCCCCCCGGAGAUCCGCAGCUCAUCGGGCUCAUCGUGGAACAUCUCAAGAACCGAGGCCUGUUCGACGAGUUCCGCAGAGACUGCCUGGCAGAUGUGGAUACAAAGCCUGCCUACCAGAAUCUACGACAGAAAGUUGACAACUUCGUCUCUACUCAUUUGAACACUCAAGACUGGAACCCAUCAAUCAACAAAAAUCAAGUGCGAAAUGUGCUAAGACAAAGCGUCGUGCAGUCAGGCAUGCUGGAGUCCGGAGUGGACAGAAUCAUCACCCAGGUGGUGGAUCCCAAGCUUAACCACACCUUCAGGCCCCACAUUGAGGAAGCCAUUCACGACUUCCUGUCUGCUGAGAAGAAGGAGGAGGGUCCAUCCAACACUCCAUCAGAGACCGAACAGCAAGAGGCUCCAAGCCACACUGGACCCAAAACACCAUUAUUCAAAAUGCUAUUUUCUUUUUGGAGUGUAUUAGCGCGAAUGGAGAUGCUACUUAAAUUUUCUCUGGCGGUCUUUCUUUGUAUAGCCUUUCAGCAAGUAAAGGCGACCGACCCAAACGAACUUCACGAAAGCCCUCAAGAGAAACAAUUGAACCAUCAGAAAAGACGACUCUCACUGCAAAACACAGCGGAGAUCCAGCACUGUCUGGUGAAUGCUGGGGAUGUGGGCUGUGGCAUGUUCGAAUGCUUCAACAACAACUCCUGUGAAAUACGAGGCCUACAUGAGAUCUGCGUGACAUUUCUGCACAAUGCCGGCAAGUUUGACUCCAAGGGGAAGUCCUUCAUCAAGGAUGCCCUGAAGUGCAUGGCCCACAGCCUGAGGCACCGGUUCAGCUGUGUGAGCAGGAAGUGCCUGGCAGUGAGGGAGAUGAUGAUCCACCUGCAGAGAGAGUGCUACGUCAAACACAACCUUUGUUCCGCCAUCCAGGAGAACAUCAAUGUCAUGGUGGAGAUGAUCCACUUCCAGGACCUCUUCCCCAAAGGGACUCAUGUGGAGCUGGUGAACAUCCUGCUGGGUUGUGGUGAGGAGGUGAGGACUGCCAUAGCACAGAGAGUGAGGAUGCAGUGUGAGCAGAACUGGGGGGCCCUGUGUGACAGCCUGAGCCCGUGCUCCCUCGGUCAUUCAGAUGACCCCCAACACAUCACCGUCCCUCCCGCCUCUCUGCAUCCUGCUGGACAGCUCUUCCUCCCAGACAUUGAACAGGAGAAACCUAAGACGGGCCAGCUAGACAGGGGCUACCUCCACCCCUCUGUGAGUCUCAGUCAGGAGCCCCUGGACAAUGCCACAGACCUUGGGCUCGCUGUGGCCAGUCAACCACCCAAUACCGCCAUCCAGGGGUGAAACGCUGAGUGCAAUGUCUAGCCUGUUGACACAACAUAGCUGCCCCUAAACCCUUUCCCCCCUCAAACAGCCCUACUACUGAUAACCUCAGUGGUUACAAACAAUGACAAAGGACGAGUAAUGGUCCUGUACCAUGCUCCUCCAUUCAUACUGUCCUAAAUUGUAAAGGUGACAGGGUAUGUGUGGUCAAAUGUAGAUUUGAGGCCAUGCAAUUGUUUUUCGGUAGUAGUUCCUUUUGUUUUAAUUACAGGUGCAAUGUAAAACAUUGUAUUGUACAAUAGCAUUCAUUUGAUUCCUUUUAGAAGUAAAUGGGUACAGUGGGGCAAAAAAAGUAUUUAGUCAGCCACCAAUUCUGCAAGUUCUCCCACUUAAGAUGAGGCCUGUAAUUUUCAUCAUAGAUACACUUCAACUAUGACAGACAAAAUGAGAAAAAAAAUCCCAAAAAUCACAUUGUAAGAUUUUUAAUGAAUUUAUUUGCAAAUUAUGGUGGAAAAUAAGUAUU
Molecule: messenger RNA, 2197 nt
Organism: Oncorhynchus kisutch (coho salmon)
Lineage: Eukaryota; Metazoa; Chordata; Actinopteri; Salmoniformes; Salmonidae
Exons: 7
Coding region: 331-1695 (454 amino acids)
Cellular component (GO): extracellular region
Molecular function (GO): hormone activity
Source: RefSeq, a predicted model, not a curated record